Molecule: messenger RNA, 4200 nt
Organism: Coccidioides posadasii C735 delta SOWgp
Lineage: Eukaryota; Fungi; Ascomycota; Eurotiomycetes; Onygenales; Onygenaceae
Source: RefSeq, a predicted model, not a curated record
CUCUCGCCAACCCACUCCGUCGUCCGUAGCGUGCUGACCAUUUCCCCUUCCAGCCUGCCCACUCCCCACCGUCCUUUUUGUUUCUUCCGCUCCCUUUCAUGCUCCAACCUCCUGACGCUGCUGAGCACUCUCGUUCCUCUCUUCUUCCUCUUCUCCUGCUUUUCUUCCCCUUCACUGUCCAUUUUCACUCUAUACGCUCUUUGGGUUGGGAACUCGGGAAUCCCUCUUCGCUAGCUCUCUCUAUCUCUCUCUCUCUCUCUCUCUCUCUCUCUCUUUCUCUGUGUCGCUCCUCGUCCCCUCUCUCGUCCAUGCUUGCUUCUUUGAACGCUUCUUUCUUAGCAUUGGGAUUGGAAUUGUUUCCGUCCCAGCCCUAGAACCUCAGAAAGCCCUCCGACUCGAAGAUGCUCAUAUAGUGCUCCUUACAUCCGUGGUAUUCUCAUCUCGCUCGUGUGUCGCGCAUUUGGACGGCGUAUCUCCCCCCCUUUACUGCCUGUUGUUGAGGUAUUGUCCUAUCCAGUCCAAUCCCUCCCUCAUCCCCUUCUCUCUGUCUCUCUUCCAUACAGCGCCAAUUGAGUUGUAUAUUUACGCCUUAUAUGUUCCUCACAGUGCAUUCUUUUGUCGACCCUCGUUUGUACCGGUAUAUAUCUGUUAUCUGCGGGCAGAAAACAUCCAAAAAUGACAGUCAGCUACGAUCAAUCGUAUCGGACUCCUAAUACGGCUCCGCUGGAGGAUAGGUUUGAGGUUAUAAGACAGAUCGGAGAUGGAAGCUUUGGAAGCGUGGUGGUCGCCCGAGUGCGAACCGCGGGUUCACACGUGGCGAAGCGAGGUACAAUGGUUGCGAUCAAGACGAUGAAGAAAACGUUCGAGUCGUUUUCCUCCUGCCUCGAACUUCGUGAGGUAAUCUUCCUUCGGACACUUCCCCAUCAUCCUCACCUGGUUCCUGCCCUCGACAUCUUCCGCGACCCGCUCAGUAAAAAGUUACAUAUAUGCAUGGAAUACAUGGACGGUAAUCUUUAUCAGUUAAUGAAAGCUCGGGAUCACAAGUGCCUGGACGGAAAAAGUGUGAAAAGUAUUUUGUUCCAGAUUUUGUCUGGUCUCGAUCAUAUUCACGCACACAACUUUUUCCACCGGGAUAUCAAGCCGGAAAACAUCCUCGUUUCCGGAUCAGCGCCUUUCGAAUCGGUUCUGGGCCGCUAUGCAACACCUCCCUCCACACCUCCAAACUAUACUGUUAAGAUUGCGGACUUUGGAUUGGCAAGAGAAACGCACUCGAAGGUCCCAUAUACUACAUACGUCUCCACGAGAUGGUAUCGGGCCCCUGAAGUUCUGUUACGCGCUGGGGAAUACUCCGCGCCCGUUGACAUGUGGGCUAUUGGUGCGAUGGCCGUGGAGAUUGCUACCUUGAAACCUCUAUUUCCGGGAGGGAAUGAAGUUGACCAGGUUUGGCGUGUUUGCGAGAUCAUGGGCAGUCCAGGAAACUGGUAUAACAAAUCAGGAGCCAAGGUGGGCGGUGGUGAGUGGAAAGACGGUAUUCGCUUGGCUCAGAAAUUGGGUUUCUCGUUUCCCAAGAUGGCACCGCAUUCUCUGGAAAGCAUCUUGCAACCACCCCAGUGGCCAGCUUCUCUCAGUCAUUUUGUCACCUGGUGUCUGAUGUGGGAUCCAAAGAACAGGCCAACAUCGACGCAGGCAAUAAACCACGAAUAUUUUGCCGAUGCCGUUGACCCAUUACGUCCGAAAUCAUCUACUGCCCGACUUAUUGGCCGCAAACAAUCUGACAAGAGCUUCAAGGGCCAAGGAGAUUCUCCUGGACUGUCCUCUAAAUCUUCAUGGUUCCGACGCUCGCUCAUCGGAAGAUCCGAAAGUCCCGCCCCCACUUUGGAGCAAAUCGACAGUUCGAAGCAGACGCCUUAUAAUGGUGGUGCUGAUUCCCCGGCAAAGGCCAAGGCUUCAACUAGCAAACGUGCCACAUGGACACAUGGAGCACCGAUGCCCAUUCUGCCGUCAAUUCGACCUGUGUCCCCACUGUCAAAUGCCGUGCAUGCUCAGGCCAACUCUUCUAUUACUGGUGACAACUCGCCGUCAAAAGCCAAUAGCAAGACUGCAUCCAAAAAGAUUGGCCGCCAAUUAUCUGUUAACUCGAAUGGCAACCAUUAUGCAGAUAUUCAUCGCCAAGAAGCUGAGAGAGCGCUCAAUGGAGGUACCAACGUGACCUCUCCCAGUGCAUUGAAAGAGAGCUUCUUCUCCCAUCUCAGAAAACGCGCCCGAAGGCUAUCAGGACGAAACCAAGUACCGGCUCCCAGUGAUGAUGUUGAAGCUAGCAACGGCUGUGUCCCAUGGUCGAAUCGUUCCUCCAUGGCUCUUGAUCCUGUGAAUAUUGCUGAAGGAAAGUCCGGUCAGGAUUUAUUGGAUCUAGACACAGCUCUCCAGAAUGUACGAUACAGCAUGGAUAUGUCUUCACCUCCGAAUGUUCCUAUCCACACUUGUGGAACCACAGGCAAUACCCCAAAACGCCAGUCAGUACCGCAUGCUCAAGCAGUUCGCGUAAUAGAAAAUGGAACCAUUGCAAAUGGAACAUCUCUCUCGAGCCGAACUCGGCGAGUUAUGCAGGGAUCCACUCGGUCGGUUCCGCGGUACGAGACCCCUGAAGAGGAAGAUGAACUCUUGCACGAGGUUCUUCACUCGACCAACUCAGCUGCGCGACGCCUGGGACAAGGUUCGAUUACCAUGGAUGAAGCUACCCGUGAUACCCUCUUCCAAAAUCUCAACAACCAGCCAAGCCUUUCCACUGACGCCAACCGUCACAAUCCGUAUCCAACGCCAUCGCCCACUGCGCGACGAGAUGGACCAGCAUUUCUCUCAGAUAUAACACCGUCAAAACCGUUGGGAAUGAAUAAACCUGGGGUCGAAAGCCACCGACAGUGGCCAACACCGCCGUACGACGAAGCCGAAUGGGCAAAUGCCACUGCAGCGGACAUGUUUGCCGCGGAAAAUACGUACAGAUAAAUUCCGGCACUUCUCUCCUCAUCCGACGCAUCUCUGUCGACAUCGACUAUAUUCAAAUCACAAUGCAGCUGCCUUGUUUCCUUUUUCGCCGAUGCUCUUGCCAUUUUGCUCCUCCCACCUUUGCUCUUGUCCAAACAUAUCCGGCAGCAACAAUACCGCAUUAAUAUCACAAAUUGUUUCGAAUCUUGCGGAUUCCUAGGCGUCAGGGUCAAUUCGCACAUUUUAUAGACUGGUCCUCUCUCCCGGGUCGGGUGGUUCUUUUUAAUUAGGGUUGCACAUCUUUUUUGUGGCAUUUGUGUGUUCAUGGUCCUUUAUUUCCGGUUCGAUUUUUCAUCUUAAUCUUCUCUUUCAUUUCUAUACCCCCCGGCCGAUUUUAGAUUUUACCCCUGGCCUUUGCGAUAUAUGUACAUUUUCCUAAUCAUCUCACUUACUUACUCCCUUUAUUGGUCGAUAUACUUUUUAGUUACCUGGAGGCACUUAGCACUCUCACCUCACCGCGCGAGCCGCGACAUUCUUGUCCCUGCAUAUCCUAGUCGCUUGAUCCAGCAACCACAUUUUCCUAUGCUCGUAUCUUUUAUAUCUACUUACAUAUUUGCAUUCUCUGUACAUUCCUUGGCCUGCAAGUCUCCUUUCAUUUAUUAUGUCCAUUCGCUUGCUUUUUCCACACUUAUCAAUUAGCAGUCUUUCACUUGGUGUUUUUUCAUCUCGGUCGUUCUGGCGCUGAAGAUAUAUAGACAUGGACGGCGAUUUGGGGGCGGUGGCGAUCGUUCAUUCACUUAACAUGCAUUCUGGGGCUUCGAAGUCGACAAAUACUUGUUUGCUCGACAAACUCAUAUAACACUCGCAAAAUAAUCCGUCUCUUUUCCGUGUACCCCAUUUGUUCUCUUUUCUUUUCUUUUGUCUUUCUCUUUUGUUGUGUCCCCGAGAUGGAAAUGGGCAAAACGGAGGGUCAGGAUGUGUGAAGAUACCAUGGGAUUUUUAUACUCAUCCUUUUUUUAUAUUUUAUUUUAUUUUAUUUUUCUUUUCUCUUCCCCUCGUCUAUCUGUACUUUUAUACCGUCUGCUUUUCCACUUCUACCUUUUUUAUUUUAUUUUUUUCAACACAUAUUUUAUUUACAUAGGCCAUUCCUAUAUAUUCCGCUUACUCUGUUUCUAUGGAGUUAGUCGCAUCCAAAUACCAAUCCAAUAAAAGCGUUGU